Messenger RNA from Zeugodacus cucurbitae (melon fly), 2372 nucleotides. RefSeq names its product ATP-binding cassette sub-family F member 3. Bases 86 to 2212 code for a protein of 708 amino acids. Lineage: Eukaryota; Metazoa; Arthropoda; Insecta; Diptera; Tephritidae. The transcript has 10 exons. Gene Ontology annotation, molecular function: ATP hydrolysis activity; ATP binding. The record is from RefSeq and is a predicted model, not a curated record.
CUUAUUCAUCGUGUUCGAUUAGUUGUUGCUAGUGAAAGCAUAGAAUAUAUUAAAAUACGAGAAAAAAGUGCGGAAAGGCACAAAUAUGAGUAAAUUCACAGCUAUUUUGGAGCGCGAAUUUCCAGCCAUUGAUAAUGAGCUAAAGGAUUACGUGGAGGGUGUACUAUGUGGUAGUUUGGAGGAUUUUGAGUCAUGCGACGACAUAUUUGAUGCGGUGGGUGAUAUACUGCAGAGCAUUGAUAUGGGAAAGUCAGAGGAGAAUAUAAGAGAUCUCUGUGAAGAAUUCUUUAUUAUAAUUAAAAAGAAUACAAAAAAUGAGGUACGUAAGGUAUUAAAUGCGCCCGUUAAUAUUGCCGCUAUGGCCAAAGAGAUGGAAAAUGUUGAUAAAAAUAUGCAGAGCAUAUGGCUAACUACCAAGGAUGGUGGCUCGAAAGUAAACAGCAAAAAGCUAGAGAAAGCCGAAGCGAAGCUACAGCAAAAGCAGGAAAAGCGGCAGGAUGUAGGUAAAUCAACAGUUGCUGCGCCCGUCAAACUACAAACUGCCACAGCCUCACAAGUGCUGAGUAAGAAAAAUACGAAAAUGGAGCAAAAAGGCACAAAUCGUUCAAUGGAUAUCAAAAUUGAGAAUUUCGAUUUGGCAUUUGGUGAUAAAGUGUUGCUGCAAAACGCCAAUUUGCUGCUCUCUUGUGGUCGUCGUUACGGUCUUGUCGGUCGUAACGGUUUGGGUAAAACCACACUGCUGCGCAUGAUUUCGGAUCGCCAAUUGGCCAUACCCUCACACAUCAGCGUAUUGCAUGUGGAACAAGAAGUGGUGGGCGAUGAAACAAAAGCCGUUGACAGUGUGUUGGAAUGUGAUCUUGAACGUAAUCGUUUAUUAACACGCGAGAAGGAAAUAAUUGCCACUUUAAAUAGUGGCGUACAGGAUACGAAGUUAAGCACCGAGUUGAAUGAAGUGUACGCACAGUUGCAGAAUAUCGAAGCAGAUAAGGCGGUGGCAAGAGCUGCUGUUAUAUUACGUGGUCUUGGUUUCGAUGCUGAAAUGCAGCAAAGACCAACAAAAUCGUUUUCUGGUGGUUGGCGUAUGCGUUUGGCUUUGGCGCGUGCACUUUUCUCCAAACCUGAUCUGCUACUGCUCGAUGAACCGACCAACAUGUUGGAUAUAAAAGCCAUAAUAUGGCUUGAAAAUUACCUACAAACCUGGCCGACAACACUGUUAGUGGUUUCUCACGAUCGUAACUUUUUGGAAACUGUACCAACCGAUAUCAUACAUCUACAUUCCCAGGCGCUAGAGGCUUACAAAGGUAAUUAUGAACAGUUUGAGAAGACAAAGAACGAGAAAUUGAAGGCGCAACGACGCGAGUACGAAGCACAAAUGGCACAUCGCGCGCAUGUGCAAGAGUUCAUCGACCGUUUCCGUUACAAUGCAAAUCGUGCAUCUUCGGUGCAGUCGAAAAUUAAAAUGUUGGAGAAGCUCCCCGAAUUGAAACCUGUAGAGAAGGAAGUUGAGGUUAAACUGAAAUUCCCCGAAGUCGAACCAUUAAAUCCUCCGGUCUUAGCCAUAUCAGAAAUCGAAUUUAGAUACAAAGACACAGAUCCACUACCCGUUUUCAAAAAUGUGAAUCUAUCAGCUACCUCAGACUCGAGAAUAUGUAUCGUGGGCGAAAACGGCGCUGGUAAAACUACACUGCUUAAAAUCAUUGUUGGUCAGUUGACUACAAUACACGGCAACAUUGUCUCACAUCGUGGUUUGCGUAUUGGCUAUUUUGCGCAACAUCACGUCGAUCACCUAAAUAUGAAUACGACUUGUGUGGGUGUAUUGGCAGAUCUUUUCCCAGGACGACCGGACGAGGAAUAUCGUCGGCAAUUGGGCAGUUUUGGCAUAUCAGGACAAUUAGCGUUGCAAAGCAUUGCCAGUUUAUCCGGAGGACAGAAAUCUCGUGUCGCUUUAGCGAAAAUGUGCAUGGCCGAUCCAAACUUCUUAGUGCUUGAUGAACCUACAAAUCACUUGGAUAUCGAGACCAUUGAUGCCUUGGGACGUGCGAUUAAUGCAUUUAAGGGCGGUGUAAUAUUAGUUUCUCACGACGAACGUCUCAUCAAAGUGGUGUGCAAAGAGCUGUGGGUGUGCGGCAAUCGUACGGUGCGCGCCAUGGAAGGCGGUCUGGAUGAAUACAAACGUGAAGUUUACAAAGAAAUUGAGGCGGCAAAUAGUUAAAUUAAAUUGUAGCGCAAAACUAUAUUUUGUAUUCGUUCUAAAUGUAAUUUAUGCACGUGCACUGUAAAAGUAAACUACUUUGAUAUUGACUUUUACAAUUGCAUAUAUAAAUUAUUAAAAUACAAACAAACAUAUGAAAAAAUAUAAUUUCCAAACGUGA